CAUCAUCGUCUUCCUCAGAAAAAAUUCUAAUUGUGUUGUCUUGUUUCAGAGAUGUUCUCUUCCUCCACUCUCCUCUACCCUCUUUCUCUCUUCCUCUCCCUAUCACUCCUCUUCCUCCUCUCUCCUCACAUCCUCCUCUCUUCCUCCCGCAACAACCUCCUCUCCACCGCCGAUGAACUCGACGACCUCUCCCUCUUCCACCGCGCCGCCCUCUCCUCCUCCAACACCCGCCGUCUCAUCUCCCUCUCCCACACCCCUCCUCCUCCUCCCAAAAUCGCGUUCCUCUUCCUCACAAACUCCGAUCUAACCUUCUUACCUCUCUGGGAAACCUUCUUCCAAGGCCACGAGCAUCUCUACAACGCUUACAUCCACGCGGAUCCAUCCUCCACAAUCUCCCCCCUCCUCUCCUCCUCCUCCUCAAUCAACGCCAAACUCAUCCCUUCCAAGAAAACCGCACGCGCCUCCCCGUCCCUAAUCUCAGCCGAACGGCGAUUGAUAGCACGCGCCAUCCUCGACGAUCCCAACAACCUCUACUUCGCUCUCGUCUCGCAGCACUGCGUCCCUCUCCACUCCUUCCCUUACAUCCACAACCACCUCUCCAAUUCCCACCGCAGCUUCGUCGAGAUCCUCUCCGACGAGCCUUUCCUCCCGAACCGGUACAACGCGCGUGGUUUCGACGCCCUGAUGCCUGAGAUCCCGUACCAAGACUUCCGCGUGGGGUCUCAGUUCUUCGUCCUGGCGAAACGCCACGCGCUGAUUGUGAUCCAAGAGAGGAAGCUGUGGAGGAAGUUCAGGUUGCCCUGCGUUGAUGCUGAGUCUUGCUACCCUGAAGAACAUUAUUUUCCGACCUUGUUGUCUCUUGAGGAUCCUCAAGGAUGUAGCCCGUUUACACUCACACGUGUUAACUGGACCGGUAGUGUUGAUGGCCAUCCUCACACGUACGGUGCCUCCGAGGUUUCACCUCAACUGAUUCGUAUGUUGAGGAGAUCCAACUCGAGUUUGGAUUAUUUCUUUGCGAGGAAGUUCUCGCCGGAGUCGUUGCAGCCUUUGAUGGAAAUAGCAGAUGAUGUGAUCUUCAGGGAUUGAAUCAGUCUUAAAGUAAAAUUAGGUUUUAGGAAGAAGUUUGUUGUUAGUGGGCAAAUAAAGGUGAAACUCUUGCCUGUGUGAUGAUGUUUCAAACCACCCUAUACAAGUGAGAAGGGUGUGUAUGUGUGUUUUACAAUGUCUUAGGGAAAUUUAGAUGGAAAUUGGGUGUAGAAUGAAAAAUGUAAAUAGCCCCCAAUGGAAGUAAAAGCUAUUAUGAAGUGGUUUGUUUUUAUUUUCAGCUCCUUCACACGGGAGAAAGUGUGAAUGGCAAAAAGGCAUUCCCUCUCUUUUGUUUCAGAAUUGUGUGAAUGCAAAAAUAAUCUUUUGUUA
Molecule: messenger RNA, 1416 nt
Organism: Raphanus sativus (radish)
Lineage: Eukaryota; Viridiplantae; Streptophyta; Magnoliopsida; Brassicales; Brassicaceae
Product: glycosyltransferase BC10
Exons: 2
Coding region: 52-1086 (344 amino acids)
Cellular component (GO): membrane
Molecular function (GO): glycosyltransferase activity
Source: RefSeq, a predicted model, not a curated record